Polyodon spathula (Mississippi paddlefish) is the source of this 1375-nucleotide messenger RNA. Its product is annotated as very-long-chain (3R)-3-hydroxyacyl-CoA dehydratase-like. Gene Ontology annotation, cellular component: endoplasmic reticulum membrane. NCBI's taxonomy places the organism in Eukaryota, Metazoa, Chordata, Actinopteri, Acipenseriformes, Polyodontidae. The record is from RefSeq and is a predicted model, not a curated record. Gene Ontology annotation, molecular function: 3-hydroxyacyl-CoA dehydratase activity. The transcript has 11 exons. Gene Ontology annotation, biological process: sphingolipid biosynthetic process; fatty acid elongation; very long-chain fatty acid biosynthetic process. The coding region runs from base 125 to 1204 and encodes 359 amino acids.
UUGUUCUGGUAAAAAAAAAAAGGCGAGUUUUUGUGUCGGCUGGGUUGUUAUUACUAUGGUGCUUUACGCUGCAGAUUCUCACUUUUAUUUUUAAGUGAAACACUCGUUUAAUAGCAGCAGUGCAAUGCAGACCCUGACUCCUCGCGUGUACUGGGCGCAGAGGCACAAAGAGAUCUACCUGAGGGUUGAGCUGAGUGACGUGCAGGAUCUUGAUGUCAGUAUAAAAGAACAUGUUCUGCAUUUUACAGCACAGGGACAUGGAGCUAAAGGCAGUAAUGAAUAUAAGUUCAGCCUGGAGUUCCUGGAGCCAGUAAAGCAUGAGCCUGUGUUUAAAGCAACGCAGAGAGAAGUAAACAUUACAGUACAGAAAGUGGAAAGUCAGUGGUGGGAAAGACUGACUUGGCAGAUGAAGAAGCCUGUAUUCCUCGCACCAGAUUUUGAUCGCUGGCUCGAUGAAUCAGACGCAGAACUGGAACUUAAAGAAAAGCAAGACCAGAUUACUAAAAUCAGCAUGGAUUCAAGGGUUCCACGUGAUCAUUUCCACAACCUGAAGAGAGGAUACCUGUUCAUGUACAAUCUGGUUCAGUUCCUGGGCUUCUCCUGGAUCUUUGUGAACAUGACAGUGCGGCUCUUCAUCCUGGGCCAAGAUUCCUUCUAUGACACGUUCCACUCGAUUGCAGACAUGAUGUAUUUCUGUCAGAUUCUGGCUGUUGCUGAAGUUGUCAAUCCUGCCAUAGGGCUGGUCAAGACAGGUGUGAUCCCUGCAAUGAUACAGGUUGUUGGGAGGAAUGUAAUACUUUUUGUCAUCUUUGGGAGCCUGGAAGAGAUGCAGAACAAAGCUGUGGUGUUCUUUGUUUUUUAUCUGUGGAGCAUGAUUGAAAUUUUCAGGUAUCCCUUCUACAUGCUGUGCUGCAUCGACACAGAGUGGAAGACCCUCACCUGGCUGCGCUACACCAUCUGGAUACCGAUGUACCCUCUCGGAGUGCUGGCGGAAGCUGUUGCAGUUGUACAGUCUUUAGCUAUCUUUAAUAGAACGAGACUGUUCAGUAUCACCCUGCCGUGGCCUCUCAGGAUGUCGAUCAGCUUUGCAUUGAUCUUGCAGAUCUACCUUGUACUCAUGUUUCUGGGGCUGUUUAUUAAUUUCCGUCAUCUCCUCAAACAAAGGAGAAAGCGAUUCAGAACAAAGAAAAGAAAGACAAACUAAUCCUGCAAACCAUACCGUCAUGAGCUGGAUGCCUUUUUAUGAAAACUAACAAGAGUCUGUACCCCCCCUCCCCCCUCCUGUGUAUAGGAACUGUAGUUUAUAGUAAUGUUUGCAUGUUACCAGUGUUUAAAAUAGAAACUGUAAAUAAUGCAAAAUAAAAUACUGUGCUGU